Molecule: messenger RNA, 36642 nt
Organism: Pelobates cultripes (western spadefoot toad)
Lineage: Eukaryota; Metazoa; Chordata; Amphibia; Anura; Pelobatidae
Source: the annotation of a GenBank genome assembly
CCUCUCACCAGCCCUGCUCCUGCCCAAACUCUCCUCUGAGCCCUGGCUCUCCCCAGCUGUAUUCCUUUAUUACUCCCCAGCUGCCUCUCAUUUUCCUUUAUGACCCAACUGUUCUUUUUGGGGGGGUUUCUAUACAAAGUAUCAGCUUUGCCAAAGUUGCUUGCUGCAUGCUUGGUCCCAUCUCUCUGUGAUCUCUCUCAUUCACGCUGGGUUUUAAAUGUAUUGCAAAUAUUAGGUCAUCUCUGACAAUCUACAUUCUUUACCCAACGUUCUACUCUACGUGGUAGGGCCACCAACCCUCCAUGACUGCUGAUACCUCCAGGUCCUUCACCUAGCCUGGUUUGGAUAGUGUCCCAUCUCUGCCCUCUGUCUCACUCCUACUACCACCCAAGUACCUGGUAUCUCUGAACCCAUCUAUUGUAUACCAAGACCAAAGGAACUACAAGAUCAGACCUUCCUGACUGGCUCCAGGUAACUACAUGUGUUAUAUAUGUGUAGAUUAUAGCCCUCAUUUCAUCAAAUACAGAUUACAGCAUUACAGUAAAUACGAGUAGAUAUAGAUUUUUUUUUUUUAUCAUAUAUAUUUUUAUUUAUAAUUCUAUUUCUUUAUAAAAAAAAUUUUACACGUUGAUUUCAUGUUCUCUAACAUGUUUGCGUUUUACAAAAACAGUCCACAAAGUUAAUAGAAAAUGUGUAUUUAGAGUCAAUUCUGAUGAGGGGAAAAAAAUAACUUUUUUUUUUCUACUUUCAACCCUUUGUAAAGAUUCAAGUGAUAUGGUCAUUUGAAAUCUUUUUCCUCAUAUAUCUUGCUGAGUAAGAGACGUUGUGAACAGAUUUUCAUCCUAUACAAAGAACAAUAUAUUGCUUGUGAAGUUCAGUGUGUAAUUAGUCAGGCUAACUAUAAAAAAAAAAAAAAAAGGUUUGUUACAUUUUUGAAACGCAUAUACUUCACACUAGACAGUUCGGUUUAUGUGCAAAUAAUAAUUAUGGCGCAGUUAUUGAAAGUGCAGCAAUCACUAUGGAAACCAAUGGAAUGUCCCUGCUGAUUGCUCGUUUUUUGACCCUUGCUUCAGAAUUGCUGUCCAUAAAUGACUCCUAUGUUUUGUAGCAUACGGAUGGAUCAAUUAUGGGUAAACGUUGUAAAAGUUAAGGGACCACCAAGAACAUUCGACUGGUUUCCAUGGUGAUUACUGGACUUUUAGAACUUUAUGCAUAGCCCACGGUGCGUUUGCUUAGAUCUGCCCCUGUGCAGGUGUUUUAGGUCUAUCGAGAUAUAUUAUAUUUGUUAGAAUGGACAAAAAGACUCUUGAAAGGUUUAUUUACUAAACAGCAAAGUACACUGAAUUGUAAACCGAAUUGCAAAAUGUAAUUUAAAAUAUUAAAUUAAAAUAACCAAGCUGUGAGUGACUGCUGAUCUGAAGAUUAUUUUCAAUUAUUUUGAUGAUUAAGAUUAUUUUUUUGCCUACGAUUUUAAGUUUGGUUUUCAAUUCACUAAUUGGGUGCUUAGUAAAUAAGCUUUCAUAUCGCUUUAUAUGUUUUUAUUUUGCAUAAAGUAAUACAUUUAUUGAUUUGUAUGUCUGCCACAAUAUAUUACACCUACAUAGAGAGAACUGUAGUAAGCAACAUAAAGGUGGGCAUAGGUCCCCCCAGAAGAAAUACCAUUCUGUGAAUAAUGGACACUUAUUUGCAAUUAGAUAGGCGGGCUCAUUAGAACAUCUUCUUGAUUGUUUGAUAUCUGGAUAAUAAUAUAAUUUCUGAUUGAUGCUAUGGCAACUGACCAUAUGUCUUAAUAUGAUUUAUAGGGAGAAAUCCGGUGAAAUGUUUUAUUUCCAUUGCCCACCGCAGCUGGAAGGUGAGUCCAUGCCUCUCUAACUCCAUGUUUAUAGACUGAAUCAUGUCAUAAAAGGCUAAUAUCCCGUGAAGCAGCAUUAAGGAUAAUCUGCUAUGAAUGUCAUCAUAUUUUAAACACGACUAACUCAGAGAGCUGUAUAUUACUAAAUAUUGUAACAAGAUAAGGCCCAUAGAACUGCACUCACUUUAAUCUGCGGUGCAUAAAACUGCACUCACAUUAAUUUGUUCUAAAUUAUGAAUAAACGACAGACCUGCACUCACUUUAAUCUGCUGUAAAUUAGUAAUAACCAAUAGAACUUUAAUCUGCUACACAUAAGGAAUAACUCACCGAGCUGCACUCAUAUUAACCUGAUGCAUAUACGACUAACCCAUGGUGCUGCAUUCACUUUAAUCUAAAUCCACAGAGCACUCACUCAUUUCUGCUGUACAUUGUGAGUAAUCCACUGAGCACUCACUGAUAUCCGCUGUACAAUAUGAGUAAUCCACUGAGCACUCACUCAUAUCCGCUGUACAUUAUGAGUAAUCCACUGAGCACUCACUCAUAUCUGCUGUACAUUGUGAGUAAUCCACUGAGCACUCACUGAUAUCCGCUGUACAAUAUGAGUAAUCCACUGAGCACUCACUGAUAUCCGCUGUACAAUAUGAGUAAUCCACUGAGCACUCACUGAUAUCCGCUGUACAAUAUGAGUAAUCCACUGAGCACUCACUGAUAUCUGCUGUACAUUAUGAGUAAUCCACUGAGCACUCACUCAUAUCUGCUGUACAUUAUGAGUAAUCCACUGAGCACUCACUCAUAUCUUCGGUACAUUAUGAGUAAUCCACUGAGCACUCACUCAUAUCUGCUGUACAUUAUGAGUAAUCCACUGAGCACUCACUCAUAUCUUCGGUACAUUAUGAGUAAUCCACUGAGCACUCACUCAUAUCUUCGGUACAUUAUGAGUAAUCCACUGAGCCGAAUUCAAUUUAAUCUGCUAUAAAUUAAGGAUAAACAACAGAAUUUCCCCUAAUAUAAUCUGAUGUAAAUUAUGAAUAUCCCAUAGACCUGCACUCACUUUAAUCUGAUGUAAACAAUAUAUGUAGCGCUGCACUCGUUUAAUGAAGUGUUCUUUUUUUUAAAUCUUUUAUAACUUUCACACGCUCAUUUCCUGGGAAACGUUUUUUGAUUUUUUUUUAAGUACUCCAGUUUAAAUUUCGAUCUCCAUCCCCUCUCUCUCAUGCAAGGAUCACUAAUGUUGCAUAAAAUAUGAAGUAGGGCUUUAGAAAGUCUUCCAUUCGUUUCUGUAAAAGGCUGGGGGUGUAAAUUGGAUUUUUGUAAGGGAAAGUCUGCCUUUCCCACCUGCUCACCAGUGCCUGGGGCACAGGCUCCAGAUCUGACUACACAGAUGUUCACUGUCCAAAAAAAGAAAACCCCUUGUGUCAGACCUACCCCAGCUCUAGCACCCUGUCUCCAUUACAUUAAUCUUUCAUGUUGUUUUACCAACAUAAUGUGUGAACAUCAAAGAGCUUCUAACCUCCACAGUGCCUGGGGGGCAAGGGGGAUCAACAGCCCAACUCAAGCAACCACUAAGGGGUUAAAAGUAAUCACAAAUGCCAGCCACCAAUCUCAUGCCCCAGGUGCAAUCACAAGCCCAAGUGAACCCAGUUGCUAAUUAAUAAAUACAAUCAAUUAUCGCCUUUAAUUAAACACUAAAUCUUUGUUUUUUUCUAUCAUUUUUUUUUAUUUGAUCUUUUUACAAACUCAGUUUGUGGACACGUUUCGCCCCCAGGCAGACACAUUUAUCUUUCUCCAUUUGAAAGGUAUCAGGGUUUGUUUUGGCUAAUUUAUUCAACCAUACAAUUUCCUGCACUUGUGAUCAUGUCAUAAUUGGGAUUUGGUUCCACUUUUUUUUUUUUUUAAAUGAACAUAAUGCUAUGUGGCUAUCUUGUUGAAUGGUACGAUUGAUAUCCAUUUCAUACUUCAUUAAUUAUAUAUGUGUGUUUGUUGAUUUAGCUCUAUAUACACAUACACACACAUAUAUAAUUAAGAGGAUUUUCUAACAUAUACCAAUUGCUGCCAUAACUUAAUAACUGUUAAGUAUAAUGCACACACAUUUGUGUAUUUUAUAUAUAAUUAUUACUGGCUCACACGAAUAGCCAUAAAUAGUUUAUAACUAUAUAUACAGUACACUCAUAUAUCUAGUCUUUAUUAUUUUUCUAUUUUAUUGCAUUUUUUUAGACAUGAUCGUACAAAAAUAUUAAUUUCUCCUUAAAAAAAAAAAAAAACACACACACACACAUACACACACACACACACAUACAAACGUGUUUCGGUCGAAAUAUACCUUACAAGAUAAUUCAGGGUAACUUAAAAUUCUGACAGAUUCCCUCUGUAGACAAACUAACAACUAACAGGAUUUUAUAUCUAUUUAUAUCUAUCUAAAAUAAAUAAAUUUAAAAAAAAAAUUAUAUAUAUAUUUAUAUUAUUUAUAUAUAUAUAUAUAUAUAUAUAUAUAUAUAUAUAUAUACACACAGACUGAUUUAUAUAUAUAUAUAUAUAUAUAUAUAUAUAAUAGUUUUUUAUUACUUCUACCAGUUCUACCAUGUAUUAAUGAUUAUUCUUAAAGGGAUUAAAUUAUUUUAAUAACAUGUUUCAAACAGUUCAACAUAAUGAUUUGAUUUCCUUUGUAAAACUCAUUCUGCCUCCUUACCAAUCCAUACAAUGUCCUGGUAUGACCCCCCCAAUACCCUGCCUGGAUAGAUAGCAGUGAUUAAUAUCUGUAUAUUUAGAUAUACAUAAAAUCACCAAAAAUCAAACGAAUGCUGCUCGAUUGAAAAGCACGGACACUUUAAAACUCAAAGCUAGAUUAGUAACGAGUAUAAUUACUGAACUAAGAAAUUAAGAGCCAAUAAUAGAGGGUUUAUUUAUUAAACACUGUAGUUUAGUGAAAAUAAGGUCAAAUUGGAAAAAUACAGGAAAUAAUUGGCUAAACAGUGAAUUGUUAUGUAUUGUAAGCCGAAUUGCAAAAUUUAUCAAAAAUAGCUAAUUUAUUUUUUGGGGCAAAAAUGUCAUCUCAAAAUCAGCUACAAUAUCACAUAUUGGAUAUUUUAGCCUAAAUUGUGCAAUUUAGUUUUCGGUUCACCAGCAAUUCGCUGUUUAGUGAAUACAUGUUUCUUUUGUAUUUAAUUAAAACCAAUCGAAUUAUACAAUAUUUUAAAAUAAAUCCCACUUCUACAGGGGAAUUCUUAAUUUGCAACAACAGGCACCAAAUUCCCAGAUCUAACAAGCACUUUAAUUCACACUGAAUUCUUCCUUUAGUAUAUAAGCCUGUAUGUGCUUACAGUUACUUCUGAUAAUAACAAUAUAAUCGUCAGUGUUCGCAUUAUUAUAUAAUGUAAUUAGUAUGAUUUCACUUAAUGGACCUUUUAAACGAAAAGUCUCAACAUAAUAAUCUCAGCACAUUUAUUGCUCACAUACCGCAUCUCCUAGAAUUAAAUACAUCUGAUGUUCUAUAACAUGACUGAUAUUACAGCAAGUACCAAAAGAAAUAACUGAAUGAAUAGGAUUGCUUUUAUGAGGCUGUGAAUGUAUAUGGGAGCUAGUGAGAAACUAUAUAAUGUGGGGAAUGGUGGGCAAAGUUCUUCAAGCGGAGCUGUCUCCAUGGAAACCAAUUGAUGGCUACAUGUAGAACCUUGCCCACCGUUGUCCCUUUAAAUGACCCUCAAUGUCCUGUGCUGGCAUUUUUAAGCGUAGUGUGGCUGCUGAACGUCUUCUUGGAGGACCUCCAUGUGCCUACAUUAAGCUUCUCAUUUGGGGUGCACAAUAUGUUUGUAUUUUGUGACUAAUCCUCUUGGGGGGCUAAGUGCAAUAUAUUGGGGGGUUGUUUUUUUUGUGCCUAUGUAGAGGAGAAUAAACUAUGUCAUUAUCGUAAUUUUCUAGUAGUUCUGUUACUUAGAGUUUCCAGAGUCAGAGAUCAUUACAAGGGGGGUGUCUGAUGCUUGUUACUCUCUCAGUAGGGUCUGCUCCAUUUGGGGGUCACUCGGCAGCCGAGUUUGAUGAUGGCUUUCUUCGGAGGAAACAGAGAAGAAAUCGAACCACUUUCACACUGCAACAGGUACUUAGAACGGGUAGAGAAUGAUCUGGGAAAGAGACAACGCAUGGCAGGGCAGCUGUUGCUGUGGACUGCAACUCCCAUCAAUCUCUAAUGUGAUUACCAGCCACCAGCAGUUGUCAUGAGUUCAGGUUUGGUUUAUAUGGUAAUUUAGAACAAUCUGAAGAUUAGAAUUUGCCCUGUCAUUUUUUUUAGUUUAGCACACACACAAAUGAAGAGACUGUGUGUCAAUCCAAAAUCAUGCAAUGGAUGUCAGCAGUGAUAUAAGGAACAAUUUUUAAUCACAUUGUUUAGGAAAGUAGACAAAACCUCACAUUUAAAUCUAUAAGUCUAUAAAUAUAUGUUAUAUUUAUUUAUAUAUAUAUAUAUAUAAUGUUUGUGGACCCAGAACAUACUUGAAAACGAGAAACGUAUCAAUGUUCCCUUCCUGGUAAAUAAUAGAAAUAGAUAAAUAGUAAAAAAAAAUAAAAAUAAAGAUAUAUAUAUAUAUAUAUAUAUAUAUAUAUAUAUAUAUAUAUAUAUAUAUAUAUAUACACACACACACACACACAUAAAUAAACUAAUAGGUGCUCAAUGUAAAAAUGCAAUAUGACUGCUUUUUCACUUGACUGCAUUCUUAGAGAUCUUUGUACACAUCAUAUCCUUAGGGGAGUAUAACAGAUAUACAGCCAUCUUUGUACAUGGGGAAUCAGAUGAAAUAGGUUGAGCAGAUUUCGAGGAAUAAUCUAAUGAAUCUGAUAUCCUGUCUUCAUAACUUGUGUGUAUUUUCACUAAUAAAUCAGUUUAGGACUAAAAUAAUUUAGAGCCAGAUUUCAUUCCCCCCUCCUUCCUUACUUAUUGGAUUAGAUGAAAGAGGCCUUGCAUAUGGAAAGAAAAUAACCAUAUAUUAUUCAUAUUGGGUUGCAAAGAAUUAGACGACAUAGUAGCAACCAUUUUACUGAAGGCCUCUUAGAGGAGUGAGUGUGCCAUUUUGUCAAGUCUCCCAGCAAAAAAGACUCAUUAUAUUUACUAAACACUAAAUACCUGGAUUCUAAAGACAGUUUAACCCCUUAAGGACCAAACUUCUGGAAUAAAAGGGAAUCAUGACAUGUCACACAUGUCAUGUGUCCUUAAGGGGUUAAAUACAUUUUGUGACCAUCUGCAGAUUUUGAUUCGUUCCGAUAAACAAAGAAAAUGUCAAUAAAAUAACAACGGCAGCAAAAUCAUAUUUCUUAAUUCAUGAAAUUAUUAUAUUAUUGUCAUUAGAUUUAACGCUGCACAUUCUCACGAGGCCAAUCCAAGCUCAUGUGUGACAAAUAAAACUGUAUGUGCUAUGUAUCAUCAGAAUAUACAUUUAUAAUGCAUUCUUAUGCAAUAGCUACUGGUAGAUCUAAUGUAAUAUAAACAGCAAAGUAAAUAGAGGACUUUACGUAAAUAAAAUAUGACAAAAACAUGAUAAUGAUAGAAAAAAAAACACGCACUCUGAUCUCUGCCCUUCUUAAGGCCUUUAGGGUUGCAAACAAGCAUAUAUAAUUAAUGCAUUUACUACAAAGCUAGUUAUAGUGAGCUGACAACCUAACUUGCAAAAUUCUGGCCCGAAUAGCUAGGAUAAAAUCUCCCAUUGUAGUCAAUAUUGGGAUUUUGUUUUCCAAUUCUGCUUUUUGAGUCAAAAUGUCAUAGCCAGUUUAGCCAGAUGUCAACCCACUGAAACUUGCUGUUUUAAUAGACCCCCUAUUCUUUAAAGGCAUCAUUUCACUCAUUUCUUAUUGGCAUACACUGCUAGUAAUUGAAAUGGUUUCUAAUAACGGGUAUGUAGAAAUAAAAUAGCUAUUUUUGUCUCUGUACACACCGUUUUACCUUUAGCCAUCGUUUUACCUUUGUAAUUACUAUUGAAAGUAUGUUCAGAUAAUUGAAUGUUCUUCUCUAGAACACAAAGGAGCAAAGGCACAAGUUAAAAUUUAGUUUUACUUUUCUUAUAGUCUGUAUAUGGUGUGUCAUGCAAUUUUAAGAUUACUCGUUGAUCGAAAAAUAAAUGCACAUUUUUUGCUUUUUUACUUUUUUAUUUACACUAAUGCCGGAUAUUAUUUCUCGCAGUUAUUAUGUCAAACCUAUGCUCAAGAACAUAUGCAGUCACAAUUGUACUUAUUUCUUCUUGGAAUGUUGAUGGAUCUGCCCUAUAUUCUAAAACAGUUUAACUUUUUGCAUUACAUUAAACGUACAGAUUAAAAAAAAUAUAUAUAUAUAUAGUUUUUAUAAUGUAUCAACUGUAGAAGCAGUUCAAGCUUCAUGGUUGCAAGUUGUAUUCUUGGCAGGGCCAACACAACCUUUCUACUUCUGAGAUCAAUAAAAUGAGUAUUAUUGGCAUAGAAAAUAGUAAGAUCUAUUUAUCAGCUGCUCAUUCAGUUCUGGAGCGUGCUGCAAGCACUUUGAAUCCCAUUUAAGGGGAAAACCAUGCUGUAUUAGUAGAUUGUUAUUAUUAUAAGUAAACAGAAUGAAAUUGCCUUAUCCACAUUGUUACAAUUAUAAAUGAAGUGCAUCUAUCAAUCUCUCCGGCACUUGGGUCAAACAUAAUGUAAAAAUAAUGUUAUUGAAAAUAUAUCAACUAUGAAUUUGGCAGAAGUCCUAGAUUGCUAACAUAACCACAAUUGGAUAUUUGCCCAGUGUAAUGCAGCAACUUAUAAAACAUACCAGACAUACCAGCAUUGCAUUGAACAGUAUAUAUAUAUAUAUAUAUAUAUAUAUGUAGAGAUUGUAGCCGUAUUAGUCCAGUGAUGUAGAUGUAAACAACUGUUAAAAUCCGUAUCUUGUAAUACCUUUUUUUUUUUUUUUUUAAUGACAAGCUUUCGGGAGAACCUCCCUUUCACAAGUGUGAAGCAUUUCUGAGCAAGACAACACAUAGAAUCCAAAGUUGAGUUGUGAUACAGGGGUUAAAGCGACAUGAGUGUAGAUAAUACACAGGUUUGAUAGAAAAUAGACACCAUUUUUGCAGAGGGUCAUAAAUAUCUUUCUGAAGAGCAGAGUGAGGGGGGAGAGAGGGAGAAGAAAAACAAACAAGCAGACAGUGCAGAAGAUACAUACACACACACACACACGCAUAAACACAUGUACAUAUACAUAAACACAUAUACAUACAUGUACAUGAACUAAUAUACACAAAUAUAAAUGCACAGUCAUAUAUAUAUAUAAGCAUACAUGCAUAUGAGUAUGGGAAAUCAUAGGUCUACACAUAGUUACAUAGUUACAUAGCUGAAAAGUACUUUGUAUAUUGAUAGAAUACUAUAUAUAUAUUGCAAACAAUACUUAAAUGCGUUCAACAGACAAAUGAAAAAAGAAAAUAAUCAAAAAUAUAUUUAUGGAAAUUACAUUAACAAAACAUUUGUACACAUUACACAGUUUUAUAUUCUGUAAAAUACAUUUCCUUUUAGAUUUUGUAUCACUUAAUAAACAAUAAAUUAAAAAAUAAGAAAGGGAUAGUAGCAUAUAACUGAAUCUAAAGAGAGCUCUCUCUACCCUAACCCUGCCUUUAUCACGAUGACAAAAAGAUUCCCUACGCUUCUCUGCCCUAUCUCCUUUCCCUAUCUGAUCCUUUCUGUGUCCCUAUCUUUCUCUAAUCUUUCCAUCAUAUCAAUCAAAACUCUAUAUAUUUGGGAUAUAUGUCGACCAAAAGUAACUGGAUCACGUUGGCCUUUUAACCAAUAAUUUUCACUUAUUACUGACAUCAUCAGUGGAGUUAAUCCUCCUAACGAACAAGGAACAAUCCUCAGUUUAGGUCUGUGCAGUUUAGGGCCCUGCACUUGAGAUUAGUGGGAGUUACAGUCUUGAGCAGCAGUUUCCUCCAUAUUAUUUUAGCUCUUUCCCAAGCUAAAUUGAUGGCGGCAGCUACAACAGUUGCCUCCCAGGACUACAACUCCCACUAAUCUUGGGCAGAAGCUGGGCAUCUUCCAAUGUUGCUCGAACAAUGAACUCCUUCUCUUAAUCCCCACCCUACCCUAACCCAUAACCAUUUUACUUUCCUACAUUUACACUACCUCAAUUCGCAACACCAGUCAAUAGUUAAAAGUUAAUGCUAACCCUAAUUCUAACACCAACCCCAACUUCAACCCUAACUUACAAACUCUAGCCUAUAAACAUAAUGUAAAAUAACAGAUACAUAAGAAUUGAGAAAAUUUCUGCGUUCUACGGGCAUUUAUAAAACACUUGGCCUUUGGUGUCACGUUUUAUUAUGGAAAACCUUCCAAUAUUUUUUUUAAAUGGAAGUUCUUAUAAAUAUUGAGACUGCAUAUCAUUCUGUAUUAGUACCCCAUUGAACCAAUCCCCAAAUAUCCCAAUAGUUCAUGUUUAGGAAACUUAUAUAAAUAGUGGGUAAUAGCUUCUUGAUCCAAGGAGAUAUCUGACUGCCAUUCUGGGGUCAAGAAGGAAUGUUUUCUUAGUUUGUUGCACAAUUGGAAGCUCUUCAGACUGGGUUUUUUGCCUUAUUUUGGAUCAACAGCAAAAAUCAAAUGUGAGAAAGGCUGAACUUGACAGCAUGUCUGAAACAUGUCUCGUUUCAGUUAUGUAACUAUGUAACUUUUAGAACUGGGAAAGUGGGAAAAUUGCUUAUUUGCAUGUCGAGCUAGGAAUUCUGGGAUAGUUGCUGAAACAUGAUUUCUUGUUAUUUCUGUGCACGAAGCAGACUUCUCAAGGUCCAACUGGAUACCCAAAAGUUAUGUGUAUAUAUAUUAGUUAUAUAGAGUUCAUUUUUUAAAAUAUAAAACAGAAGCUCACAGCAAUCUCCUGGCUAUGGGUACAGAUCAAUCAUUAUUUAUCUACAUAUUUACAUACACACUAUAGCUACUGGAUAGGAUAUCCCAUGUAAUCUGUACAGUGCAACUGUUUUUGCUAACAAUAUGUGUUAAUUCCAUGAGUAGUAAAUAAAAAAUAUAUAUAUGUAUACUAUGCAUUCUCUUGGGGGAAAAAAAACAUUUAAAGAAAAUCCAAUUUCUACAUUCGGAUACAUCGGCACAACAGAGAAUAUCACAUCUCCUUAAUCAAUUAAACACUCGUUAGUGUCUGUACUGCAAACAUUCGGGCAGCUUUAGCCACCCGCUGCUUGAGUAGCAGUAAUUAUAUAUACACACACAAAUAUUUACAUGCAUAGGCCUGGAAAGAUAUCACUAUGGUUUAAUGGGCAGAAAAAAUCUAUGGUUUUAUAUGUAAGAAAGCAGUUUUCUAUUUUACUCAUCUGCUACCUUUUUUUGCUUAAUACAGUUUAAUGAGUCAAUAACCAGUGAUGAGCUCUGCGUGUAUUAUAAUUAUAGUUUUACUGUGUUUGUUUUGUGUGUUUGAUCUGUAACUGGAUAGAGAGAGAGCUUUGACUAUCUUUUGCAUACUCUGUUAAGCGAACAGUUUACCGUUGCUUAUCCUGCGGUUAAUGCAACUAAGGCUAAUUCAUUGGCCAUUUUGACAUUAUUUUUUGUGACAUCCCAAUUAUGACAUUUGGUGUUUCUUGUUCAAUGUGUAGUAGUAAUAUAACUGGUCUGAUUCACUAAUGUAACGAGAGAUAGUUAAACUCCACCUUGUUCAUAUCCACCCCUUAUGCCCGGUAAUCUCUCCUACCAGGAUCACCCUGUGUUUAGCUUUGAAAUGUCUUUGUAAUUAGACAGUUAUUCUCGCCCUGCUGAUAACCGACUGUUUCCUUGCAGCUGGAAGCCUUAGAAGCAGUAUUCGCUCAGACACAUUAUCCCGAUGUGUUCACCAGAGAAGAGCUUGCCAUGAAAAUUAACCUGACAGAAGCUAGAGUACAGGUAAGCAACCUUAAAAUUGUAAAAGGGCGAUCACAGAAGACAUUUUUGAUUUAGCGAAGUGGAGGGCCUGUGUGUCAUUGAAAAAGAAAAAUACAGAGCUAGGAUUAUGUAACAAUAGUCUUGUAGAAUUUGCAUUGGAAUUUUAGAGUAGUGCAUUACUGGUAACGAUAAAUUAGUUUGAUCAUCUUUAUCUAUUUAUAUGUUGCCAAUAAAUUGCACAGUGCUUUGUAUACAAGUGAACAGGCAUUUUUAAAAUAAAUUUAGAAAUACUUUAAUACAAGUUGUAGUAGAUGCAGGGAAUAAUCUUUUAGCAGAGGCGUUAGAGAAUGAUAUAGUGGAAUGAUAUAGUGGAAGAAUUCUAGAAAGAUCAGAAGAGACCAGGAAAAUGAAGAAUGAAGCCUUUGCAUUUUAGAAAUCAAAUGGAAUAAUGAGAUUUUCUUAUUUUCUUUCUUAAAAGGGUUACAAUGGGCAUGGCUUGUAUCUGCAGUCUAUUAAUGUAUCUCAAUGUGACUAACCACAGCAGAAGCUUGUGAAUUGUCAGUACUAAUGUUAGAAUUGUUAGGGUUUCAAAGUAAAUUUCAAUUUCAGGUUAAAGUAGCCAAACUGGAAAAAUUGGCUAUUUUAGCCUUAAAUUUGAAAUUGGCUUUGACUUCACUUUGAAUUUCCAACAAUUCUCAUUUAGUUCAUAAACUUGUAGAUGUCCAACUCGGCCUUCGAGUCCAAAAUGUAUGAGAGAGGUAGUCGGGUGCAUGGAUAUGAAUUUAUUUUAAAAUGUGUGUGGAGGAGGGGUUUGAUACUGCUGAGAAAUGAAAGAAAUUGAAAAAUAAUGAGUUUCUAAGAUACCAAGUUACAAAGGAAUGAGGCAGCUUCCAUUAUUUAGAUUUUCAAUACUUUCAGUUAAAACCAACAAGUAUGUUAAAAAAUUGUGACUGCACAAUUCCAACUGCGUUGCAGCCCAAAUGACAACACAACUCAUCUAAUAACUGCUUAAUACCAAGUGUCACAGUGCUGUAACAUUUAUACUGUCAUCCUAAAUAGUCUUAACAUAACCAUUAAUCUGUUGUGCCUUAUUGUUCUGCUGAGUUAUUUGAUAAAUGCAGGAAUCAGUAUGUCACUUAUUCAUCAUUUGCCAACUUUCUUUUGAAUCAUGUCAUAAACCAAAGUCCUUAGUCACUUAAUAGUGAACAGGUAAGGAAAACAGAAAAGUGCAACAAAUGGGCCAAAACAGCCAAGCUGUAUAAAAAUCCAAGCUGGAUUAAUAGUUGGUGCUUUGCACUCGUCGUAGCAAACUGUGAUUACAUAGAAACAUAGAAUGUGACGGCAGAUAAGAACCAUUCGGCCCAUCUAGUCUGCCAAAUUUUCGAAAUACUUUCAUUAGUCCCUGGCCUUAUCUUAAGUCUAGAAUAGCCUUAUACCUAUCCCACGCAUGCUUAAACUCCUUCACUGUUAACCUCUACCACUUCAGCUGGAAGGCUAUUCCAUGCACCCACUACCCUCUCAGUAAAGUAAUACUUCCUGAUAUUAUUUUUAAACCUUUGCCCCUCUAAUUUAAGACUGUGUCCUCUUGUAGUUGUAGUUUUUCUUCUUUUAAAUAUAGUCUCCUUUACUGUGGUUCCCUUUAUGUAUUUAAAUGUUUCUAUCAUUACCUCCAAUCUAUACAUGUUAAAGGGACACUCCAGGCACCCAGACCACUUCUGCCUAUUGGAGUGGUCUGGGUGCCAACUCCCAUUACCCUUAACCCUGCAAGUGCAAUUAUUGCAAUUUUUAUAAACUGCAAUAAUUACCUUGCAGGGUUAAGUCCUCCUCUAGUGGAUGUCUAUCAGACAGUCACUAGAAGGACUUCCGGGGUUCUUAAAAUCCGAAAAGUGUUUUAAACUACGCUGGAUGUCCUCACACUAUGCAUGACGACCUCCAGCAUCCCUGGAAUCCCCAUAAGAAAGCAUUGAAUAAUGCUUUCCAAAGGGGAGGUCUAAUGCGCAUGGAGCGUGGGCGGAGCCUGACCCAGUGCUGAGGGACAUCAGCACUGGAUUCAGGUAAGUCACUGAAGAGGUUUUAACCCUUUCAGCAACAUGGGAUGGGGUUGGGAGGGAGGGGGCACUGCAGUAUUCUGCAGUGCCAAGAAAUGAGAUAUGUUUUCUUGGCACUGGAGAGUCCCUUUAAGAUCCUUUCACCUUUCCUGGUAAUUGCAAUACCACAGUGCAAACCUCUGGUUAAAGUAUAUAUAAUAGUAGAUGAAGCGCACUCAGUGGACUUGUGUUCACUAAAUAAAAAUCAUUUUUAUUUACAUACCAUAAGUUUUGUCAACGUUUCAGUCUUUGAACGUACUUUCAUAAGGACAUAUAUACAUUUUUAUUUUUAUUUUAAUUCAGCAAUUUUGAACUUAAUGUUGCAAUUUUCCAAAUAAUUGAUUGUUUAUAGAACAAACCCCAUAGAAUUUGAAGACAGAAUCAAUCAUAGUGUGCAAGUCCAGCCAACCAGUUUCCCUAUCAUCUCUAUUACAUCUUCGUCAAUUCUAUAUUUAGUAUAAGCUGAUGUCUACAACAAUCGUUUUACAACUCCAUUAAUGUUGUAUUCCAUGCCAGAUCAUCUGGAAACUAUUCAAUGUAUUAAUCCACCCUUUCCGAUGUACUUAUGUUUUAAUGAAACCCUUUAAAUAAGUAAUAGUCACAUAUGGUAGAUAUUAUUCAAGGAGUAUACUUUUAUUUUUUUUUUUUUACUUUCGCUGUUAGAGGGUUGAGUAAAAGACUGCUGUCCCCCACCAAAAUCUGACAAUUAAUAAAAUAGACAAAAAGACAUGGUUAUUUUUUUUGUUUGACUAUGUAGUAAGGUGUUAGAUGUGUACCCAUUAGCAUAAUUCUUUACACAUAUUGCAUUUCUUUUAUUUUUGUUUACUCUGCUUUUGUACGUAUGCUCUACGCUCUCUGUGACUGUGAGAAUUAAACACCGCGAGAAAUAUUGUUAAAGUUAGAAUGGGUUCCAAACUGGCUCAGGCUCUGUGUAAUACAUAAAACAUAAUCACUACCAGAACAAAGCAAAGUGAUAAUAUAACAUAACAUAUUCAAUAUAAUAUCACAGUUAAUUAGGGUAGUUAAAAACACUCAUCCUUACAUGUUCAGCUGUAUAUAUGUUAUAGAUUGGUGCCCACCGGACUUCAUAGUAAAAGUUGGUACUUGAUGUAAGUGCUUUUACUUGGCUGAUAACUUUUGAUUUGGCUGAAUCAUAUAACCAAAACUCCUCUUUUCUAUAGUAUAUAUACAUUAGUGUUACCAUGGAGCACAAUUCUGUUUUUGUGUAAUAUGUAAUUAAUUCCGGUGAUAGAUAUCCAUCAGGAUACAUAACAACCUCCAAGCUUAUGGCAUACUAUGAUGUCUUUAGAACCCUUUAAUGGCUUCUUCCUCCUAAUAUAUGCUUUGUGUAUCUUUUAUACUAUAUUUUUAGACUUGGUGAGUGUGUUAGAUUUAGGAAUAGGGUAGGUCUGUCUUAUUAUAGACCCUGGGCAAAGCAGUGCCUACACAACACAACUCACAUGUAAAUUAUCGAUAAAAUAAAGCUUAUAUUUAUUGGUACCUCAAACCAAAUCAGUGUUUAAACAUUAAAAAACAUGCUGUACAGCAGAGAUUAAUCCACACAAAUGUUUAGUAGGUAGUAGGGUAAGGCGACUGACACAGACUGUUAAAAAUAUUAGAAGAACUUUAUUAUAGCUAUACGAGUGUUGAUUAUGUCUUAAUUAUGUACAAUUACGGUAGUAUGUGUACGUUGUUUUCUUCAAGGUCAAGAUAUGUAUUCACAACAGCAUGAUCGCAUGUACAGAUAACAUCUGAUACUGGGGUGAUUAGUCCUCCUAAAUGUUUUAAUAAAGGUUCUGAAUAAAUCUCCCAGAAUAAUAUACUGAAAAAUCAGAAAAAGCCUAUGGGGCCACCAUGCUCGUGGGGCCCCCGGGCAAUUGCCCAGUGUGCCCAUGUGUUAAGACAAUACUGGGAUAGGGUUAGAAUUAGGUCUACGGUUACUGUUAAAAUUAGGGCAGUGUAGGCAAUAAGGUCUAUUAUGUCAGAGCAGUUUGUCAGUACUGCCUAAAAUUAGUCAAUCCCACUUCAGUUUCAGCAGCCACAUUUAAGUCAAUAGGAUGACAGCUAUCAUUUCCGUAUGGAUAAAUAACAAACAAACAUACAAAAAAACAACACUUUUAUUAAGUUAAUCUGAAAUAUGUGGAGCAUAGUAAAGGAAUUGGACAUUUUUCCAUAAAUUGCCAAACAGGAAAAACUCUAAAAUUCAGAUACUUUUCAGUUUUGGCUCUUUGUCUUUGGUCUUACGUUUGCAAUACUGCACAAAAUGCUUGUUUAGUGAAUAACCCUGAAUGUCUAUGAGCUUGUAACCAGUUUAGUCCACCAUUUAGUCCAGUCCUGUUUGCCAUAAUUGUACAAUAAUGCAGCAUGAUGCAGCUAGUUUGUUAAUACAUGCAUUCUCAGUUGACCAUCCUAUUAAGGCAAAGAGCACUCUGUGUUAUAAGAUGUGUUGACACCAAACUGGCCAGACGUGAGCCUAAUAUUUACUUGGGUUUUAAUUUAACCUCUUUAGUUUCAGAGAGAUGAGAACAUAUCUCAAAGAACUGGCUUGUACAUCUCUCUGGGACUAAUGGUUAAUAAGUAUUUAAUUUCUGAGUGAGAAUGAUCUGAAGAACAUUUUUCUCGAACUCUAUAUGGAAGAAGAAACUUCUGCAUUUAUUUUGAAAUUCCGUAAAUCAACUUAUCAAUUGAAAUGCGUAUGAUAAUUUCGUCACGCCUUUUUAAUUCAUGGAAAACUCUAGUUUUAUCAACCAUAGUGGAUUUGCUAUUGCAAAAUCAACCUGCGCAAUGACAUAUCUUCACUUUUUUCAUCUGUGAAAUGCCGCUCGUUGGGACUGUGGGUUUGCAAAUUGUAUGGCAGAAUCGUGCGGUUAUGUCAUUCAGCAAUAUAGCAAAUUGAUUAAAGAUGAAAAAGUAAAUCCGAUUUGGUAGUUUGCAAAUGUAACCCUGAAUAUUGCCUGUUGGAUAAAAUGACUUUACAUGCAAAGAAGUAGGGCUCAUGCAGAUAUAUUUUUCAUAUUUCUGCUCCUGAGUGCUCUGGUAGUAACAGUAUCAGUUCAGAGAGAUAGCCUAGCACAAAAUAUUGCAGCGAAACCCCCCUCACUCUGUCUCCAAAAUGCUCCUGACAUCAGUUUGCAGAGAACAUUUGGCCACUGAGAGCAAAUGAAGGCUAUCUGUCACUUUCACCGUGCACUUUAAUAACAUCAACAUAAUGUGGAAUAUUAGAUUAGCUUGAUUAAUCGGUCAUUCAUAAUUAACUAGUGAUAAUGUUCUACACUAAUUUGUCCGCGUCUCUAAGGUACUGGAUUGCAUCAGAGAACAUCCAUUUCCUUGCAAUGGAAAAAAAAUAAUAAAAUAAAAAAUGCAGAAGCUCGCAGAACAGGCUCAGCAUUAUCAUAGCUCUGAGUCCUACUUUUUUAUAUACGCUGGUUCUCCAGCGGCUGGGAUUCUUGCAUAAGAAAGCCCUUUGCAGCUUUAUAUGUGUGUGUGUGUUUGUGUAAUCUAGUUUGCAAGGACAUCUGGCUCUCUAGGGCAGGUGCAAAAAUUAUUAAACAUUUAGGAAAUGAGUCCCCCUAUAUAAAUUCUUAAUUUACAGAUCUGGUUUUCAACCAUGACAAAAACAAAACAAAACAAAAAAAGGAAUGAAAAAUGUUUCUUGAAGGGAAUCAUUUUCUGACUUUAAAAUAAGGUUAAUCUGCUAACUAGAUGGAAAGAUAGACAGAUAUGUAGGCUUAGACAACAGUAUCAGUUUGUCUCAAUCAUCAAAUAUUAAAUAAAAUAGAUACACACUGGUGUAUACACUAAAAAGAAUCACUAAAAAAAAACCUAAAAACAAAACUCCUCCAAAACAAGUCAUUUGCCAGCCACAAAAAGUAGGUCUGCACUUCUAUAAAAGCUAGAAUGACACUUCGGGGUGAGAGAAACCCAAAAUGGAAAAGUAAGGUUUUUUUUGGUCAAUUUUAAACAUAAAAAAUAAUUCAAGUGUAAUUCGUUUUAACACAUUUGACAGAAUUUGUGUAACUGCUUAUUUGUUGCAUUAUUUUCCUAUUGCAUACAUAAUUCUAACGUAUAUUAAGACUUCUUUAACUUUGUACAAUGUCAAUUGCUACACAGCUAAGCCACUAGGCCACUGACAAUAAGGCCUGAAAGGGUUAUGAAACCCUUUUUUUAACAAUAUAUUUAUUUUAUUUUAAAAUGCCCUAUUGAGCACUUGUAUCUUGCCCUGCUUGUAAAAAAAGAUUAAAAAAAAAACUUACCUGGAAUUCAGCGAGGAUCUUCCAUGCCCCAUCCAAAUUCAUGCGGUAUCAGUUCUUCCCUCUCUGUGGUCCAAUGAAAUGUGGAGAAGCAUUUAAUUGGACUGUUCUCGCUGGCUCAGAGUGCAUGCGCAUACUUUGAGCUAAUGAGGGGAGUGAGUAAGCGGGGAUAUACACGGUGGGGAAGGGAUUAAAACAAAAUUAAAAUAAGAAAGCUUUCCAUAUAUGGAGCUGGGAAAGGAAGUGCACCAAGGGGAGGUAGGAAGUGCACCAAGGGAGGAAGGGAGGGAGGGGAGGUCUAGUCUUCCUCUUGCAGGUUAAUUUUGCACAGAAUUAACAUUUGGUAGCCUUUACUAAGUCACGUGUCUUGUGAAUAUAACUAGCCCCCUGCACAAAAAUUCAUAUUGCUUUGUAUGUGCAGUAUUUCAAGCAGAAAUGCUACACAUACAGAUUCCUUCCACCAUAACCAUUUCUAAAAGUAGAUGUGGUUGUGGUGGUUGGAGUAACCCUUUAAUUGACAUCUAUAGAAUAGGUGGUAAGUUAUUUAUUUCUGCCUCAUCCCAUAUAAUCUAUCGAUCUGUAUAACACUGGAUAGCAUGCAUAGAAGAUACAUUUUAUAGAACUUUAGGGUUAUAGGUGCUCCAAGAUACUAUCUUGUCUGGAGAAGGUAGGGGGGAUGUUUAUAGAAACAAUGCCCUGAAAUCUCACUCCUUGCUGCUAACCUAGCCUAUACAGCACAGACCCAUUGAGCUUGUAUAAAGUGUUGAUGAUUUUCUUAUAUACAGAGUCAAAAGUAGAGAAAACAAUGAGAUCCCUUUGAAUGGUUUAUUUCAGAACAUACACUUCUGACCUCAAAAGGAGACUCAAUAAAGACUCUGAAUAAGGUCACUCCUUACUGAGAAUAUAUACAAUGGUUACAUAAUCUAACUUAUUUUACCAAGCAGGAUGUGUUUUUGCACAUAGUCACUCUUGCAUUUGACCAAUCCAAGUUUUAGAGUUUUUGCAUUGACCUCUAUCUAGACAAGGUUUGGGCAAAUUUUCAGUGUUACGUAGAGCCUGUCCUAGAGAGGUAAAGAUAGUAUAGUCUGCACUGUAUUUAUAAACGGUACAAGUAUAAAUUCCUCCAGUGGCAUAUGUUUAAGGGGCUUAUAACUGUAGCAGUUUGUAUAAGCAAUUGCAUACAAUCAAACAUUAAGGAACACUGCAAACACCAUAACCACUGCACCCCGCUCUAAGGGUUAUUUUGCCCUCCCAGAGUAGGUAAUCUGUUUGAACACUUACCUAGGUCUCCUUGGGCGACUAUUACCUGAGAGCAUCAGCUAAGUGCCAGGAAUAGUUCAGUGUCAAAACGUCCAGCUGCAGCCGAUAACUUGACUAGCUAUUCUUAUAAAAACACCAUAACCACUACAAUGAGAUGUACAUGUAGUAGUUAUGGUGGUUGCAGUGUUAAUUCACUGGUAAGUAUGUAUUGCUGAGGAUAUUCUCUUGCCAUUGGCAGACACUGCUUGAUUUAUUAUUUUUUAGAAACUGGCAUGAUUGUGAUCUGUAUUAUCUGAACAUAUGCUGUUUGUCAUGCCUAAUGAGAUCAUAAUUAAAAAAAAAUUACAACAACAAAAAUAAAUUAUCAGGCAGAAAUAUAUCUCUUAGAUUUCAUGAAAGUUAUUUCCACUUUUCCCACACAGAGAAAUUUAGAAAUCAGUAAGGAAUGAGUUAAGGGGAUUCUCCUGCACUGAAUAAUGUGCACCUAUGGAAGCUAUUAAUAAAGGGUCUUUGUAUUGCUGCUAUUAAUCACAUACUGUCAUUGUAUUGAUUUAACUUAUUGCAUAAAUAACAAAUAAAAAAACUAAAUAAAUAACAGGUCCAUGAAUAUAAAAGUGUUAGUAAAUAAAAAAAAAUCACUCCCCAUAGGUGGAUCUCCCAGAUAGUGAGAAAUUUACCCAAUGUACAUCCCCACUUUUUAGAUAAACUGCAUUAAAGCAGUAUGCUUUGGCCUAGUGGCAGGAAUUUACAUCCUUUCCUCCAAGUGGGUUCUGCAGCUGAUUUUAAAUUCCCCAUUUCAGUGUGCUGCAUUACCCCAGACUACAUUCAAUCUCUACUUGCUUAUACUGUGAAAUUAUAAGGGCUAUUAAUAUUUGGACUCAUAAUGAGGAUAUGCACCUGGUCCAAAAAAGCCAUAGUCAGCCUCUGGCAUAGAGACACAUGCCAGAAUAUGGGCGGAAAGGAGGAGGCGAUUGUGCAUAAAAGUGGUUGGGGGGAGGGUUAUGCUUACUAUAUAGUACCCUCUCACCCAUUCAAUGAUGAUUAAUGUGCAGCAGACAACAGCCUCAUGUUGUCAAACAAAACCCUAAAUGGGGAAAUGAACGAGUUUCUCCCCAGCCCGCCAGUACAAAGUCAUUAAAAUAUGAUAAUGAAAAAUAACUCAAUUAAAGAUCCUUCUAGCUCCGACCUUCGCUCAAUUAAGAGACAAAGCUUCUGCUCAAGUGACCUAAAUUUAGACUAAAGAUACUCAUUACUCAGCGAUUGCCGAUGCGUGGGAUUAAAGGCUACUUAAAUAUAAUAACGAGAAUCAUUAAUUACUGAUAACUAAUAAACACCCAUACAAUGAGGAGACACAGUGCCAGUAACGUUUUCAGUGCUGGAGUUGGAACAUGUUGCUGACCGGCUGUGUCUGGCCAAAGAACAUAAAAUUGGCCUGGAAAAAUGGAAAAUCCAUUGUCUGUAGCAGCUGUUCCCCACUAUUGUCAAUUCUACAAACCAAAGGACGUAUUUACUAAACAGUCAAUUGUAGUGAAUUGACUAGAGGUACAACAUUUUGGCCUAAACAGAGAUAAAAGAAGAAAAAAAUGUGUAAUUCAGUCAAGAUGAAGAUUUAUCCAAUGAUGUUUGUAAAUUUGGCCUGUCAAAUCUCCACACACUAUAAAAUCCUACAGAUUGGUAAUAAUGACACAUGCAGGUCUAGUUAAGUGAUAAUUCAAGGUGAAUUUUAAGUUUAAGACUAAAAUAGCCAAUAUGAAAGCAUGGCUGACUUAUAGAAUUUUGACAGUUGAACUAUUUUGACCUUAAAUUUGAAAUUUACUUUGAAGUCUCACUUUAGUAAAUAACACUGACAGUCUGUUUCACCAUUAAAAGGGAAUAGAAAAAUUACAGUGGAACCUUGAUUCUGGAACGCUUCCGCACUCAAACAAUUCGGUAUUCAAACAAAAUAUUUGAGAUAAAAAUGUCUCAGUAUUAGAACAAAACUCAGUAUUAGAACAAACUCAUCCAGCAUUAACCUCGAUGGUACCACUUUGGAACCUCGUUGGUAUGACACAUCGGCCUCCUAGCACUAGACAAAGCAAACAGAGCUCCAUUCUGUCUGCGAAUAGAGCUCCAUUCUGUCGACAAACAUCUCCAUUCUGUCAGCAAACAGAGCUGACAGGUAAAGUGAAGUUACAUUUUCAUUGUGUUUAUUGGUUUUCUGUAUGAUUUUAUGCAUUGAAGGUAUUAUUAAACUGUAAAAUGUGUGUUAAAAUGCUGUACUUUUAGGGGUCUGGAACGGAUUAAUCUAAUUUACAUAAAUUUUUAUGGAAAAUUUUGAUUCGAUUUUCGAACAACUCAUUACUCAAACAGCCUUCUGGAACGGAUUAAGUUCGAGUUCCGAGGUUCCACUGUACUUACAAAUGCCUUUUUAGUUCUCCACAAUUCUCCUUUGCGGAAAUAAACCCCCUAUGUGGUUGAUAGUCUAAUUUUUAUAACAAAUCAUGAAAAUACACUGCUUGGUCCCUGAAAUAGCCAGAGACCUAUAGAUUUUAAACUUGCACAUAAGGGUUUAUUUCUACAUGAUGGUUAUAGCCGUGGAUCACUAUUCUUAAAGGUAUGCUAUGUCUCUGUUGAUGUAAGUCUGCUUAUGGAAUCCCUGGGUGAACUAUGACUUUAAGGUCCCUAAAGCAUCCACUGGGUCAUCUGCCCCUAAAAAAAAAAAUGAAAAUUCCCCUUCCUUGAAUGCAGUAUGAUUCUCGUGCUAAUAUAAAACUAUCAUAUCCCUACUAAAAUCAGUGACAGGGGGCAUGGAUUACCUUGAUGCAAUCAAACCAUAUAUGAUGUUUGAUACUCAAGGAGGGCUGUAACAGUUUGUGAACAAAGAGUUUCAGCUGCCCAGUUAGUUGGGACAAUUCAAAUAAUUUUUUUCUUUCCUGCUAAAAUGAUUCUCAUUUGACUUUAAAGGGACACUAUAGUCACCUGAACAACUUUAGCUUAAUGAAGCAGUUUUGGUGUAUAGGGCAUGCCCCUGCAGCCUCACUGCUCAAUCCUCUGCCAUUUAGGAGUUAAAUCCCUUUGUUUAUGAACCCUAGUCACACCUCCCUACAUGUGACUUGCACAGCCUUCCAUAAACACUUCCUGUAAAGAGAGCCCUAUUUAGGCUUUCUUUAUUGCAAGUUCUGUUUAAUUAAGAUUUUCUUAUCCCCUGCUAUGUUAAUAGUUUGCUAGACCCUGCAAGAGCCUCCUGUAUGUGAUUAAAGUUCAAUUUAGAGAUUGAGAUACAAUUAUUUAAGGUAAAUUACAUCUGUUUGAAAGUGAAACCAGUUUUUUUUCAUGCAGGCUCUGUCAAUCAUAGCCAGGGGAGGUGUGGCUAGGGCUGCAUAAACAGAAACAAAGUGAUUUAACUCCUAAAUGGCAGUGAAUUGAGCAGUGAAAUUGCAGGUGAAUGAUCUACACACUAAAACUGCUUUAUUUAACUAAAGUAAUUUAGGUGACUAUAGUGUUCCUUUAAAGAAUACAAGACAAUUUAACUUACUUGAGCCUGAUAGGAAUCAACAAAUUCCUCCUAAUCAGGUCUGAGCAUCCUUCAAUACACCUGAAAAUUAACUUUAUAAGGAUGGAAUGGCCAUGCUGAAUUAAGUUAGCAAGUGGGGCCAAGUAGCAACCAUGUUAAAACUUGUAAAUCAUAAAUUCAGAGGGUAGAAGAGGUUAUUUAAACCCACUGCUUUCACAUGUAUACAUUGGGAUGACAUAAAAAUGCCUACAUUUGCAAUUCAUGUGCUGACCUUAUGGACAGAAACCCUACAAGUACAGUCAGUUGUUGGGGUAGUUUAUAAGGUGCCCACAAAAACAAACCGCUACAUACUGUCAGACAAUCGCCAACCAUUUUUGCCCUUUCCAUUCAUUUUCAUGAUUUUCCAUAAUCAGCCUGAGCCCAGUGUCCGCUCCUUCUCCCCAUUCAACUUCAUUAAUUUUCUUUUUUUAAAAUUCUUUAUUUUAUGUUGUGCCUAGGUAUACAAGCAGACACCAGCUAACACAAGUAUUUUGAAAUAACAUAGUAAUGCAUUUGUGUGGCAUAACAGGAAAACUGCACAUUUUAUAAUAAUAAUAUAGUGAGGGCUAAGUCACAGUGAUCAGAGAGGGGUAGCUAUGUCAUGUGACAACCAUAAUAAAAGGAACCCUCUGUGACCAAGAUUGAUGAGUGCUGAGAGUAGUGACAUUAAUAAUAAAGUAAAAAUUAAACGUUAAAACAAAUUAAACUUGCCAGCUCAGAGAUAGAUAAGGCGGUUAGUGCACAUGGAUUGCGUUGAGCGGGGUAUUGCAACAUCAGCAUAGUGUGUGAACACUCCGUAGACUCCUAUCGUGGGUAGUUGGAUAGUAAGGCCAUAGGAAAAUUUAAAGUAAGGAUAUAAACAUAAGAUUAGGCUCAGAACAUCAGUUUUAAACAUUUCUAACUAAGGUUUGCAAUGUGAAGGCUGAGGGGAGAACUCAAUUCAGCUGAUACCCUCUAGGGCAGUGGUCCCGAACCCAGUCCUCAUGGACCACCAACAGUCCAGGAUUUAUGUAUUUCCCUGUUUUAUUCCAAUGGAGAUACUGACAAAACCUGGACUGUUGGUGGUCUGUGAGUACUGGGUUGGAGAACACUGCUCUAGGGGUCUGGUAUAGUCCUGCUGUAAUCUGGCUGUCUUCAAGCAUUGCGGCCCCGUCAGGGAGGUGCAGCAGGUUAUAACCGGGAGAGGAAGCGACAUCUCACGCUGUGAGACAGCUACCCAGCCAGGCAUGAGGGUAAGUCCUCUAGGGCUGAUGGGUGUUGGCUGGUAAAUAUUGGGAUGGCAUACCACUUUGUUCCUGCUGAACAAGCUGCCGUAGACAUGUAGUGAGCUUGCGCCAAAAGUCAAAAAGUGGGACUUUUUAAGUGAGACUCCUGUUUAGAUAGCGGUAUAAUGGUACCUUGGGGCUUCGGAGUCCCUGUCAUGGUAGGGGUCACAGGGUGUGGACCUGGAUCAACCCCUCUCCGUGGGAGAGGGGGAAGAGGGCCAGGUGCACACAGCCUUGGGAGUCCAGCUUGAUAUAGUUGAGCAGAAUAGCAGGGCAACGGCCGUCCACCCUAAUCACCGCCUGAGUAGGCCUCAUUCUAGGAAGACGACAAAUAUUCUCCCAAGGGACUAGAACAGAGUUUGCAAGCAUCGCCUUAGAAUCAGCACUCCCUUGUGUACAGGACAACAGCUACCGCCGGUGCAAUGAUAUUUGGGUACAGAGGCAAAGAUAAUUUUGGCCCCCCCACCCCCCAAAAAGCCACUUCACCUGUGUGCCUCUUAACCCGCCUUUUGUUUCUUAUCCCCUUUACUGUAUCUUAUCCCCUAUUUUUCCCCAUUGUGUGUCUUACACCUCCCUUGUAUAUCUCUUACAAUCCCCCCUUGUGUGUCUUACUCUCCCAGCCCCUUUGUGUUUCUCCUUCUCUCCCAACACCUUUGUGUGUUUCUCUUUCACCCCCAGCCCGUCUGUGUCUCUUUUUCCUCUUCUCUAGCCCCUCUGUGUCUCUUUCACCCCAGCCCCAUUGUAUUUCCACCCCCAGGGUCUUCUGUGUGUCACUUUCGUCCCCAGCCCCUCUGUGCAUCUUUCUCACCCCCAGACCCAUCUGUGUGUCUUUCUCUCCCCUCAUGUCCCUCUGUGUGUCUUUCUCCCCACUCAGUCCCUUAGUGUGUCUUUCUCCCCACUCAGUCCCUUAGUGUUCCUCUCCCCUCCCCUCUAUGACCCUUAUUGAUCCCCUCCCCUUCCUGCCCCAUAGUGUUCCCUUUCCCUCCCCUUCCUGUCUCUUAAUGGUCCUCUCCCCUCCUCUUCCUGUCUAUUUGUGGUCCUGUUCCCUGUCCCUUAGUAUUCCUCUCCUCUCCCUUCCCUGCCCCUUAGUGUUCCUCUCCUCUCCCCUCCCCUGUCACUUAGUGUUCCCCCCCUUUACCUGUCUCUUAGUAUUCUUCUCCCCCCUCUUACUGUUCUUUUUCCCUUCCCUCCCCUGUCCCUUAAUGUUCCUCCCACCACCUCUCUUAGUGUUCCUAUCCCUUCCUCUCCCUCUCUUUUAGUGGUUGCCCCCUCUCCCUUGUUCCUUAGUGUUCCUUUCCCCCAGUCCCUUAUUGCCCCUGUCCCUUAGUUCCCCUUCCCCCUCCCCCUGGUGCGCUCUCCUCCCUCCCCCUUUAGUGGUCCUCUCCCCUUUCCAGUGUAUCUCCUACCUCUUUUGUAGCAUGGCCGAGCGGAGCAGACCGCAGUACAGGAGCUCCAGUUUCCUGUACCAAGCCAGACUGAUGGGAAGUGAUCUCUCAGUGAGCACUUCCUGUCAGUCCAGCCGGGUACAGGAAACAGAAGCUCCUGUACCGUGGUCCGCUCCGAUGAGUACUGGUAGGAGGGAGCACUGUGCGCCCACCGUCUGCUGGUCACUCUAAUCUAGCAUCCCCCAGGCCUUUCAGCAUUGAGGUCAGGCCCUGUUCCCUGUCCCUUAGUGUUCCUCUUCUCUCCCUUUCCUGCCCCUUAGUGUUCCUCUCCUCUCCCCUCCCCUGUCACUUAGUGUUCCCCCCCCUUUACCUGUCUCUUAGUAUUCUUCUCCCCCCUCUUACUGUUCUUUUUCCCUUCCCUCCCCUGUCCCUUAAUGUUCCUCCCACCACCUCUCUUAGUGUUCCUAUCCCUUCCUCUCCCUCUCUUUUAGUGGUUGCCCCCUCUCCCUUGUUCCUUAGUGUUCCUUUCCCCCAGUCCCUUAUUGCCCCUGUCCCUUAGUUCCCCUUCCCCCUCCCCCUCCCCCUGGUGCGCUCUCCUCCCUCCCCCUUUAGUGGUCCUCUCCCCUUUCCAGUGUAUCUCCUACCUCUUUUGUAGCAUGGCCGAGCGGAGCAGACCGCAGUACAGGAGCUCCAGUUUCCUGUACCAAGCCAGACUGAUGGGAAGUGAUCUCUCAGUGAGCACUUCCUGUCAGUCCAGCUGGGUACAGGAAACAGAAGCUCCUGUACCGUGGUCCGCUCCGAUGAGUACUGGUAGGAGGGAGCGCUGUGCGCCCACCGUCUGCCGGUCACUCUAAUCUAGCGUCCCCCAGGCCUUUCAGCAUUGAGGUCAGGCCCUGUUCCCUGUCCCUUAGUGUUCCUCUUCUCUCCCUUUCCUGCCCCUUAGUGUUCCUCUCCUCUCCCCUCCCCUGUCACUUAGUGUUCCCCCCCCUUUACCUGUCUCUUAGUAUUCUUCUCCCCCCUCUUACUGUUCUUUUUCCCUUCCCUCCCCUGUCCCUUAAUGUUCCUCCCACCACCUCUCUUAGUGUUCCUAUCCCUUCCCUUCCCUCUCUUUUAGUGGUCGCCCCCUCUCCCUCAUUCCUUAGUGUUCCUUUCCCCCAGUCCCUUAUUGCCCCUGUCCUUUAGUUCCCCUUCCCCCUCCCCCUGGUGCGCUCUCCUCCCUCCCCCUUUAGUGGUCCUCUCCCCUUUCCAGUGUAUCUCCUACCUCUUUUGUAGCAUGGCCAAGCGGAGCGGACCGCAGUACAGGAGCUCCAGUUUCCUUUACCAAGCCGGACUGAUGGGAAGUGCUCUCUCAGUGAACACUUCCUGUCAGUCCAGCCGGGUACAGGAAACAGAAGCUCCUGUACCGCGCUCCGCUCCGCUGAGUGACUGGUAGGAGGGAGCGCUGUGCGCCCACUGUCUGCCGGUCACUCUAAUCUAGCGUCCCCCAGGCCUUUCAGCAUUGAGGUUAGGCCCUGCCCCCUCAACUUCAUUUUUUUAACUUUGUUGUUUCUUCAAUUCUAAAUGUGCAGUGUAUCAAGCAGAAAUGCUCCACAUAAACACUCCUACCACCGUGACCACUUCAAAUUACUGGAGUGGUCAUACUGCUUGGAGUAACUGUUUAUGACCCUCGAAUGACCAUAAUCUAGUUCAGACAAACCACAGCCAGGGCAAACAUUGCAAAUGAAAAGGAGACAUAGAAACAGUUUUUCAUUUUCCUAUUCUCUGUAUGAUUUUUUUAUGCCAAUUGCCAGGUACAAAGAAUAGAGCUUAUAACAAUGAUUGAAAGUCGCAUAAUAAACCGAUGUGGACUUUCUACAUUGAUUUUAUGUUUUGCAUCUCAGAAAAACAUAUAUUAUAAAUACAGGAAUAAGUAAACAAUUUUAAAAAUCCCGGGAAAGUGACAGUUCCCUUUAAACCUAUUUGAACAGUAGCCACAUGUAUUCAUUGCCUGCUCUGUAAACCCAUGUAUGAUCUGAAAUUCACAUGACUCAGGAUUUUUCUAAUAAAGUUGUGAUCUCACUUCAAUCCACAGGUUUGGUUCCAGAAUCGGAGGGCAAAGUGGAGAAAAACUGAACGUGGCAGUUGUGACCAAGAAGGAGGAAAGGAAACUAAUUCAGAGGUGACCUCUCCAAGCAGGAAUCUUAGCUCACCUUCUGCUGGAGAGCCUCCGAGGUCCAAGAAGGACAGUCUGGAUUCACAGCAGAGGUAAGAUGCUUCUCUCACCCGAAUAUAUGGCCAAUAGUAUUUCAGCACAAAACACACCCAGAGCUGCUGUCUUGCUCUGAAUCAUUAGUUUGCAAAUUAUCGAGAAAGGCUAAUAGUGGUCUUUUUCUAUCUAAUACUCUUUAUAUAUUGAAACACUCUAUACCUUUUUUAUAUAUAUUUAUUUAACAUGAAAAAGGUGAGGAUUUCUAUCAUUUGGAAAGAUGUUAUCUUUCUUAAGUCUUAUUUAUGUUUACAUUCUGUUGUGCCCAUGUUCAUAAAAUUCAGUUUUUUUCUUUGCACAUAUUUUCUCCUCAGUCCUCUUACUUUAUUAUAUAUGUGUUUAUAUAUGAUACAUACAUGUGCUUUCAGUUCAUAGAUUCACCUGGAGGAGUUGAAAACUGGCAUGGGCUUAAAACUAUAGGCCGUGUGUAGGAUCGCUCUCCAGUUGUUAAUAACCCACCUGGCACAAUCCUCAGAUAACAUGUGACUCGGAAUAUAAUUCAUGAGGAUAACUGGAUAAUUGAAGAUCCAUAGCAGAUUAGCACAUCCCAGAUCUAGGCAUGGUCUGAACAUCUCUAAGAAAUUAAUUAAGCAUUUGCCUGGAGUUCUAUUCCAAAAGAAACACUCGGCACCUCUGAUGGUUGCAACACUGAACACUGUUAGCAUUCCAUCAGAUUCUGGCUCUUCUGAUUGAUUCCGGGAAUUGCUGUCUAAUCAGUAUGCUUACAGAUUCAUGCAGACAUGUAGAAUUUGAUGGAACAAUAUCUGCAUCCAUAGAUACUCUGGAAUCAUCUUCCCCUCCCUGCCCAAAUAAUAAUUGAUAUGGAAGGGUCGAUAGACCACCCACCAAAAUAAUUAUACUUCCGUCAUGGCCAUGGACAUCCCCACAAGCAAAGUCUAUCACACCCUUAUGCAGGUACACCACCAUACACUUCCCCACCUCUACCAUUGAGUAUUACAAACACACUGCAAGUAAGGGAGAUGGGUGUUGAGAUGGGGUAAGUCCUAGAUUGAGAAAAAUAGAUAUUGGUGAAGAGAAGAGUGGAAAUGGUUGUGUUAGGAUGAAAAAAGUCUGAUAGACUAAUGUAGAGGGGAAACAGAUUGCAUGACAAUGAUUGAAGUUUAACAUAAAACUUUUGGAAAGUUGGGAAAAGAGUUAAGAGUAUGAUGUGACAGAUAUAGGAGGGGAAGACUAGAGAGGAAAAAUUAUGAGAGAAAGGGUCUUAAUGGAGAUGUUGGACACACAACAAGGUAACAGACUAUAUAUACGUUUGCCUGGAGAGGUAAAGAUCCUUGCACAGGUCCUGUAUGUAAGACGAUAUACUUCAUAUUUUUAUUACAUCUUUGAUGAAGCCCCAAAACCAGCAUAAAAAGAAAUUAAUAUGGCAGUAACAUACAGAACACUUUGACAGAUGAAGUCUUUAUUAUCAGUGGAUAUAUAUCUUUAGUUCUAAAGUCAUGAGCAAGACAAAAUGAAGAUGGACAGAUCAAUGCAACGUAAACAAAGAGCACACAAGACCAUUGCCAUUAAACAAGCCAAAAACACAUUCAUAAAUCUACGGAUCCCUACAUUUCAUGUCAUCAAAUGUUGGAAUAUUAGGUUCUUUAUUAUGUACCAGUUAGUUUUUUCAUGUUUUGACAUCAAUUUCACAAGUAUAAAUAGACUUGAUCAGUGGUUCCCAACCCAGUAUACAAGGCAUAUAGUUAUAUCCCAAUUCUGCUUCAGUGGGGAUACUGACGAAAACCUGGUGUCCACUAGUAUGCCCUGAAAACUGAUUUAGACUAGACAAGCCACUAAAGAGAGGUUUUACAAGUCAAAAGAUGAAUACAUUACAUUCCUAUUGAUACCAGUGAUCAUAUUAAAGAAAAUAUGUGUCUAAUAUCAUUGUUUGCUGUUGGUUGUCAAGUUCAGUAGGUAAUCGUACCCAUUCUUUGGUGUUUACAACACAGGUGCCUGACUCACGAGAGAUCAGUGGGUCCAGCCACAUCUUUCUUUCCAUCCUGCUUGCCUGGAGCCAUCCUAAACACAGCCAGCUACGCCCAAGCUCUGUCGCAUGUGGCUUCACUAAAAGGUAUGAAUUCGAGAGGCAGCCAGUUGGUGCCGAAACGUUGGGGGGUUUGGUGACUCGUGUUUCUGUCUUGUGGCUUGUAAGAAUCUUUUUGGUAUUUUACCAUUACUUUAUUGUAUUUGACCUUGCUUAUGUCUGUGUUUAUUUUUCUUGUAUGUUUUCACUUUGGUACUUUGUGUACAUAGUAAAGCUAAGUUUUUUGAGAUUGUUAUAGUGUGCAUUCUAUAUUCUGUAGAUAUUUGAAACAUUUGAGGGAGUGUUUAUAUGGUUUGCAACUGGCUAUUUUAAUACAACUUUGUGCUGUUGUUUUGAGAAGAUGAAUUCGAGAGUUGACCAUAUAUUAUUCAUUAAAGAGACCUGGGGAAAGGUGCAAAUAUGCAAGUGCAUAUUACCUUUCCCUCUGUCAAUGUGAUUGUCUUUUAUUAUGCAUGAUAUGGUUAUCCAUUAGUCUGAUGGGUAAAAUAUUACACCUCAGAACAAAAAGAAAAUAUUUAACAAAAAGAUUACAUCUUGGGAAUAGCAUGCCAGUUGGAAAUAUUCCCCCGACCUACCGUAAGAUACAAUACAUUUUUUUUUGCACUUUUUUGGGCCAUGGGAUAUUAUAACUUAAACACUCUGGGCAGGUAUUUAUUUUAUGAAUUGCUUAGACCUCAGUAACAUUGCUGUUUAAGGCUUUAUUUGAAAAGACCAUAUAUUAUAGAUGAGCAUAUAUUGGACACUAUCAGAUCAGCAAUGUCAUACAAUAGAGCAGGUGAAUUUCUGAGCAGUCAUGGAAACCUCAAAACUCUGAAAUAGGCCCACAUUCUGUACACUGUUCAGUAGGAUGCUACAUAGACAGGGGUAACCGUCACAUCCCAGAUUUUUAUGAAUUGCAUCUGGGACGUGCAUAGCAGAGCACACACCUUUUGUCCUCUUGCACAGCUUGGAGUGCAGUCUGCUUUCCCCGUAUAAACAUGUGUUUUAAUGUCCACGACCGGUACAGGAUGCACUGCUGAUAGUGCGGUCUGUCAAAAGAGAUUUCCUGCCUUAGCAAUUACUUACAGCUAAAAGCAUCAAGGGCCUGUGGAUUCACCCAAUCCAGUCACAUCCUUUAAUGGCUGGCAGCAUACCUCGACAAUUAAUUAAUAUCAUUCAUUUAUUAAUUGGGAAGCAGCAGGAUUUGUCCUUCUUCAGCCUCUUUCAGAGCCCAGACAGAUAGUUCACAAACAGUAGAGAGACUUUUUCAAGAGAUCAGCUCAAUGUUUUUUUCUUGCUAUGUAAUCACCUUUCUAUUUUUACCUUGAUUGAUGGUACCUCUUCUAUUGAGCAAAGCAAACAGAGCUCUAUUGGUUGAAAUGUUUUAUUCUGUUCAUAUUCAUGGAUGUGCAGACUAUUAGCAGGCCACCUUCAUCAAUAAUGGGACCUUGACUGUCUUCUGUUUCAAACGAAUUUACAUCCUAGAAGAAACAGUUUCACAGUUUAUUCUUCAAUUGCCAAAUACAAUUCCAACAGAUUAAAAUUUAUGAUUGCAGUUCAAUGCAUGAAAAACACAUACAGUCAGACAAGAGAUCACACCUAUUCUCCAUUAAACUGUCAAAAACUGUUACAAUGGGCAAACUGAGCAUCUAUCAGUCCCUUUAUGUAAGAUAUUUCUCUUAAACUACAGGGUGGCCCAUAAGUCCCUACCCAUCCAUAUAUCUUAUGUAUCCAGUGUAUCUGUGUGCUGUAUGGGUAGGGACUUAUGAGCCACCCUGUAGAAUGGAAGUGUUUUUGUUUUGCCAAUGAGACAGUCAAUCCAUGAAGUCUUUUUGUUAUGUAGAGGACAAAGGCUAUGCUGCAUAGCAGGUGAUUACAGCCGCUUUGAGUAUACCGUAGGUGAAUAAGGGGUAGAUAACUGUAUAAAAGCCAAUGAUCAGUAAAUUGAUAUCAUCUUAACCGUAUUAGUCUCAUGACUUUGUUUAUAUUUUCAAGUCAGACAGUGUUGUGGUCAAGGUUCGGUGGUUUAACAGGACUUAACCUGAACUCUGUAUUUAAGUGCAUUGGUUAACAAAAUGCUCUGCAGAUCGCAUGUCAUGCAGGUGUGGUCUGCGUCUGCAUGUUCUGUUGCAACGCAAAAUAUUAAAUGAUUACUGAUCAGUAGGUUUCUCCGGCCAAUGGAAUUGCUCUCCAGGUCUUUAUCACAGUGCAGUGAUUACGUGGUUAAUUACUGUUCCUUUGGCCUCUCUCUUCCUUGAAAAUACUCUACAUGUCUUUCUGGGGACUGGAGACAAGAUUAAGGUCUGUUUCCAGCGGUCGAUUUGUUUGCCUGUGUACGGAGCUUUGAUCAGAGGUGGGGAGGCGAGGUUUUACUUGCGUGGGGGCUCUUCCUGUCAGACUCACGGAAUUGAUCCCCCCCCCCCCCUCCAGGGGAGGCUGGAUUAUUAUUACAUUAAGUAUUAAUCUGUUUAGAUGAUCUCACCAUGAGAUGCUCUGAUUCAGCACUAUAUCUGCAGCUAAUGGAGAGGUAACCCUUUCACAACCAAGAGACUUGUAACAGCUUCAGCAUACAAAAAUAAAAAAAUAAAAUAAAAAAGAUUAUGUAAAAGCCAAAGCUUGGUUUAUAAUAUAUAGAGAGCAAAGGCUACACUGAGUAUGUGGGAAUAAUCAAUGUCUGGAAUUUGGUUGAUACUUAGUUUAGCUUAAUGAUGCAUUCAAUUGCUAUGCCAUCAUAAUACACUAUGCCUUAACCCCUUCAUUACAAAUAACUUGCCAGGAUUACCACCAUGAUUACCGAACCUGCCAAAUCUAUCUUACUGAAAGCGUUAACCCAUUAAUGUUCAGUGUGAUAUAUGAGGUAUGUCAUGUGAUAGAGUUGUUUCCUGUUGUCUGGUCCUUAAUGGGUUAGAGAAGAAACAAUAUGAAAAAUUGAAAUUUGUGAUUUCUAAAUUCCAAUUUGUUUUGCAGAGGUACAUAAGGGUUUAUUUAUUAAGCAGUGAAAUGAAAACCUGAAGUGAAAAACCUUGCAGCCAUUUUGAAAAAAAUAAUCUCCCAUUUUCUUAAUUCCCUUUAUUGAGAAUGUGUGAUUAACGUUGGCGACUAAAGUAAAGCCUGGUUUUAAGUCAAUAAUGAUUUCUAACUUUGUGGCAUCACUGAUAGAAAUAGGUUGUGAUCAUGUAAAAAAAUAUGCACAUAAUACCAUCAAAGUCAGUAAAUGUAAUUGAUCUGAUAUAGAAGCUGGAUUGUAAUUUACCCUGGGAGAUGGAAGGAGCUGUUCCCCCAAUUCCUCCAAAUCAGGCUUGCCCAGACUCUGGCUCUCCAGAUGUUGCUGAACUACAACUCCAAUGAUUCUAUGAAUUAAAUAGAUAGGCUGAGAAUCAUGGGAGUUGUAGUUCAGCAACAUCUGGAGGGCCAGAGUUUGGGUACGCCUGCUCUAAAUGAACCAGUGCCUCAGUUCCUAAUGUUGGCAUUAAUACUAAGGCUUGCAAGAUGUCACCACUAUAAUUUAAGAAAACGAAAAACAUGAGGAUAUCUUUCGCUAUACAUACAUUUAAAGCCUGAACGUUUUCUUUCUCUGACUAUAUAAAUGUAUUAAGUGUAGCUUUAAUAUCCAAAUUAACUCCAAACCUAUUAUCAGUGUUAGCCUGUAUAUGUGCCUGUAACAACAUUGUUAUUACAUUAGAUGAAUUCGAUUUGUUAAUCAAGGCAAUACUCAAACAAUUAUCAGACCAUUACCGGACUGUGCUCUGGAGUGGUCCAAUGUUUUAAUAAUCUAGGCUAAUACCUGUAAUUUGCAUUAGUGGGUAUUUAAAAAGGUUAUCCAGUUUAAAGAGCAAAGCUAAAUUCAAAAGAAUUUGUCCUAAGAAAGAAUUAUAUCACUUCCACUUUAUGGAAUAAAGUGUACCCUUGUUAAAAACAAUGGCUAAGUCGGGUUGUAGGUAACAAAAUAAUUGAUGUCACAGAAGGGAGAGCUUCUCAUUUACCCCUUCCUGUGGCUACCCUUAAGAAGUGGCAGCUAACCAUUUGAAGAGGCAAAGUGUUUAACCACAUACCUCCUAAUUUCACAUUUAAAUAAAGUUAAUUCAGUUGUGUUAAAAUAUCUGCAUAAGUCCCAUCAUAAAGUUGACUCCUGGUACAUAGGUACUAAAGACAGGGGCAAUGUGGGAAUUUUCAACCUACUGAGAAGUAGAAUUUAAUGGACAGUAAUGAAAUUUCACAGACACGAUUAGCAUACAAAUGUUCCAAUAAUAUCUGUGCACACAGGUUAUCACUAACACCCACUGAGCAAAACUGCACAGACAGCCUUAAUGGAAACCUUCAUAUUUCUGGAGAUCACAUCACUGAAAAAAUAUUGACAAUCACAUUCAGUUUGUGUUAACCUUCUUUUUUUAUUGUGAUGCUCUCUUUUCUUCUAAACAUAUUAUUUAGUAACUGAUACCAUAAUCCAGUCCUGGCAUGGUCAGGGCACACAUAGCAUUUGGUGUGUAUACAUAAACAGAAAAGGGGUUUAAUUUACAAAAUGGACGAGCUCAUUUCCAAAAUAGAACAGUAUGGAUUUCAACAUUUGUUAAACUUAAAUAUAGAGAAUAUGUAAACAUAGGGAAAACACUGGGAAAAUUUAGUUCCAUUCUAAGGGAGGUUCAGAGAUUGGAUACAGUAUGACUAUCUGAGCCCAUUUUAUUAUAGACUCCAUUUUAUUAUAGAUGUUCCCAUAAAGAAAUAAAAUCAAAACCUAACAAGUUAUUCGUCCACCAUUUAUUCAGUUCAGUUUCCUCUGUCUAUGAUUAUAGCAUUAAAUUAUAUUUCCCUUUCUCUCUCUUCUAUUGCAGGUGGGCCCCUAUGCUCUUGUUGUGUGUCUGAUCCUCUGGCUCUUUCCUUCCUACCUCCGUACAGCUGCCAGAGUCAUCGCACAGCCAGUGUGGCGGCCCUUCGAAUGAAGGCGCGAGAGCACUCUGAAGCUGUGCUGCAAUCUGCACAACUUCUGCCCCCUCCAGGGAGCAGCUCAGGGGCCCCAACAACUACACCUCAUGAGGGUGGUCAAGAGAGAGCUCCACAGGGGCAAGAACAGAGUGACAACAAUGAAAAGAACGUAUGAGGAAAUUGCACGGAUGUACAUUGUAUGUGGGGAAAAUAAGCUGGGAACUUUGGCCUACGAAGCCAAAAAGUGAUACCACCGCGUGCACCCUGCAGCAACUGGACCAAGCUAGCUAUGUUUCAAACGAUCUCACCACUGCUUGUUUACACAGAGAUGGCUGACUCAUUCCAGGCUUUACGGAAAAACUUUCAAUCUUGGUUGCCCGAGUUUUGUGUUGAGCAUAAUUUAUGGAAACCAGUUCGACAAAUUUAGCCAAGGACUAUUUAACUGACAUGGGGUGGGGUGUUGGCUCGGAUGCAUCAAAUUUAUAUAAACAGCGGACCCACAGGGAUUUGGAUGACGUCAAUAUGACUCAAGAAGACUGUAGCGAGGAGUGAGAUAAACAAACUCUUAUCUAACCACAAGUCGAUCACAGGGUAGUAUGUUUGUCCAUGCAGACCAAAUAUCAGUAUUGGAAAAAAAUAAAUAAGAAAACAUCCUUAACAGAAACAAAGCCUGAUGGACUGAGAUUCAGCAAGCCCUAUUUAUUCAGUAUAUUUAUGUAUUUAUUUUCUCAUAGGAGGAGACUCAUUUUGCGUUGGGUAUUACAAAAGACAUGAUUAACCAUCUCCAUCACGUAAAACUUUAAACCAUAAACCCUAAAGUCAGUAUUGCAACCAAACAGCAAUCCUUUGCCUCAACAGCAUCUUUGCUUCUAAAGGCCACAUUACCAUCUACGCAUUAACUGCUUCCUUAUCACGUAUAAAAGCUUAUUUGAAUAUAUUUGCAGAGCAUGGCUCCAGCAGUCCCCUAGCUUCUGUAAGGCAACAUGUGAUUACAGAGGCAAUGCGAUUCUCUUGGAUGAAAUUCUGCCUGAAACAAAGGGCUGGUGAUGACAGUGACCCCCUCCUUUAAUUCAUGCUGAGUUCUAUUACAAUAUAUUUACUUCCAUAUGCUUUCUGUAAGGUGAGGUGCCAACCCCAAGUCUGCCAGCAGAGGGAGCUGCUUACCUAAGUUAUCUUUAUGAGCCAACGCCAUGCAAGAGGUCACAUGAUUCCAAUAAAAAUAAAACGUUUAAAAAAAAGGAUGCUACUUUUAACAAAGAUCUCUUUAAAAGCCAAAAUUUGAGGCUAUUUAGUUCUUUCAAGUCUGUGUUCAUUUUCUUUUAAAUUGAAGUACAAUAAUCAAGCCAUUUCCGGUGUUGGAGGUGAAGGGUUUAAGAUUGCAAACUUGUAUUUAGCAGCUGUAAGACUGUGCGCCAUUGUAGAAAUAAAAGUAUUUAAUGCAGAUUAUUUAUACAUCACUUACAAAAUUCCUUGAUCAGAUUCCCUAUUUUCUUUAUGGGGAGGACAUAAUAUACACUGAAAUACAAACUUAUUUUACUUUUCUAAACAUUUUUGGUGCUAGAAAUAAGGACUUUGGAGGUAAAAUAUUCAUUUUACGGAAGCCUAGGGACACAUUUCCCUUGAUGGAAUAAUAUAUGCACCUGUUGAUGUGGAGAAUAGAUAAUGCUAUCUAUGAUUGGUUCCUUUUGAAUCUCUUCACAUGCUAUGAUACAGUGCCUUUGUAUACAGUGGCACAAUGGCUUAUAUAACUGAAAGUGAGAUUAUCAGGCUGCGCAUGCAUGCAAUCCCUGUGCUUUUCACUUGAUCAGUAUUCAAAAGAAUAGAACCCAGUGAGCUCCAGACAUGCAGAUGACACAUGAACCUGUAAAAUCAUCUUACAUGAAAUUUUGAUACAAAGCUCUCUUUGAGGAGGCAGGUCGCUCUGUGUGUACUAUGGCUUUGCUGCUGCUCCUAAAAUGCUUCUGCCCCCUUCUUUAAUUUUUACCUUAAAGGGGC